This is a messenger RNA of Ornithodoros turicata, 9329 nucleotides long. RefSeq lists its product as uncharacterized. Gene Ontology annotation, cellular component: plasma membrane; signaling receptor complex. The record is from RefSeq and is a predicted model, not a curated record. Lineage: Eukaryota; Metazoa; Arthropoda; Arachnida; Ixodida; Argasidae. Gene Ontology annotation, molecular function: transforming growth factor beta receptor activity; ATP binding. Gene Ontology annotation, biological process: BMP signaling pathway; protein phosphorylation; cellular response to growth factor stimulus. The coding region runs from base 746 to 3556 and encodes 936 amino acids. The transcript is spliced from 11 exons.
CCGCUGGCGACAUGACCAGCCACCCCUCGUCGGCGCGCAAUGGACUCAUCUGACGGCUCGUCUGUCUGGGUCUGGCUGGCGGUCUUCCCGGCUCGCCUACCGUGUGUUGUGUACCGUGCAGCUUGGGGAGAUGUUUGCGCCGGUGUUUGAUCUUCCACGCCACCGUGCCAUGUUCCACGGCUCUGAAAGAUAUCGUCACGCAAGGGCAUUAUCACCGGUGGAAACCUAUGCGUUGAAGUCAUUUAGAGAGAUCGCGCUGUGUCUAUGAAAAUAAUCUGUUACUAAGCGGAAAGGAUAUUGCAAAGUAGGCCUAGCCAAAAGUCACCAAGUGCUUGAUUUUUGCGUGCAAACGACGGCUGCAUCGCUUUGAUCGCUUCCUGGGUGCCUUGUCUGCAUCGUAGACGCAAUCUCAUCAUCUGUCGCCCCACGUUUCGCGACGUCAAGUGGCCAACGCAAGGGCAGCACCGUUUCACGCACGGCUUCGAAGAGCAGCGGUGCUGUCGUUUAUUCGCUUCGUGACACUGGAAACCGUGCUAUGGAUAAACGUCGGACUCACAGUCGUGAUAGUGAAAAGCGUAUUUCAUGUUGGCAGCAGUAGAAGAGUUGUUGUAGAGCUGGCGUCUUUCCUCACGAAGAUGCAGCCCAAUUCUGGCGACGUUUUGACGGCCCUGUGAACGUUUGCAAACCGCUAUGAUUCGCUUGUGAGCGUCCGACGACACACCUAAAGAAGCACGUCUUCUGCAAGAUGUUUCUGCCUUGGUUUCUACUAGUGACCGAUAUUUGCAUACUCGGGUUGGGAUCAGUGUCUGCAGAAACUCUCUGCGCAUUUGCACGGCAUGCUACGGUGCGGCAGUCAAAGGCAGAGACCACGGUCAAUGGACAAAACAUUGCCGAUGUGGAAUGGGGCCCAGGUGCUCACGAUGCUCUAACUUCAAUGCCCGCAGCAGAACUGGUGGACAAUUCCACCGAACGUUGCCCAAAGGACUCGGAUUACUGCUAUUCACUUUGGUUGGAAGACGGUCCCAAUAGGACGACCAUUAGUAUACUCACUCAAGGUUGCUGGGGCGCAUCUGGAGAAGCAGACUGCAAGUCUGAUGCUUGCAUAUCCACAAAGAAGCCUUCCAAAGCACUCAACAACACCAGGUUCUGUUGCUGUUCAGGCAACUUCUGCAAUGUAAAUGUCACAGAUGGAUAUAUCCCGGAGGAGGAAGAUACCACCAUAGCAUAUCUUCCAGAAAGAUUCACUGAAGAAGAGGACUACAAGACCAUAAUCAUAUGCUCCGUGCUUGGCGUUCUGGCUGUGUUUGGGUUCGGUGUCUGCAUGGCAUACCGCUACUUUGUUCCGCGGGAGAAGCACGGAGCUGAUUCUGUACACCUUAUGGAGGCACCUCAGCCACCGUCACCUGCCUUCGACCCUGAGUGUCUCAAAAUACAGGAAACCAUUGGCAGGGGACGAUAUGGAUCAGUGUGUAAAGGCUCCCUCAAUGAUCACACUGUGGCAGUCAAGAUUUUUGCCCAACAUCACUACCAGUAUUACCUUAACGAGAGAGAUAUUUACAAGCUGUCAAGUAUGGACCACCCAUCCCUUCCCAAGUUAAUAGGUUCUGAUGAAAGGAUUGGACCGGAUGGACGCCGAGAAUGGCUCUUAGUCAUCACACACGCUCCCUGUGGGUCCCUACAGGAGUACCUGCGACGUUCUUGCAUCGAUUGGAAUGCCCUGUGCAAAAUGACUCAGUCGAUAACAAAAGGUCUUGCAUUUCUCCACACUGAAGGCAAAAACAAGCCCUGCAUAGCUCACAGAGAUCUUACCUCGCAGAACAUUUUAGUAAAAGAAGAUGGUAGCUGUAUGAUUUGCGAUUUUGGUUUUGCAAUUCGAAUUUCUGGCUCGAGGUAUGUCGUGAACGGUGAAGAGCAGCAUGCUGAAACCACAUCCUUAGCAGACGUUGGCACUCUAAGGUACAUGGCUCCAGAGGUCUUGGAAGGUGCAGUGAACCUGAGGGACUGUGAAUCAUCUCUGAAGCAGGUUGAUGUUUAUGCACUUGGGCUGGUAUUUUGGGAAAUUGCCACACGUUGUUCAGACCUAUACCAAGGCAUGGGUGUUCCUGAUUACAAGAUGCCAUUUGAAGUGGAAGUUGGUGUCCAUCCGUCGACAGAACAGAUGCAGGUCCUGGUAGCACGGCACAAAGCUCGUCCAUUGUUUCCAGAUAUUUGGAAAGACAGUAAUCAGGCCGUGCGUGCACUGAAAGAAACUAUAGAAGACUGCUGGGAUCAGGAUGCCGAAGCACGACUGACAGCAGUAUGUGUAGAAGAGCGUCUUAACGAGCUUCCUAUAUUGUGGGAACGACAUAAGGCUGGCAUAAGUGUGUCUGCUGUGAGCCCUACGGUCAAUCCAACGUCCACACAUCUUCGUGGUUUCUCCCUGCUACCUCAACUGGCUGACACUGACCAUACCCUGUGUAAUAGCCAUGCUAGGAACAGCACCACAGAGUCAGAGCACACAGGAGAAACCCUGCUUUCUCCAAGCAGUCCAGGCAUAACGCAGCCACCAAAAAACAACGCAGCUGCUAUUUCAAACUACCCCAUCCCACUGGUGCCCCUUCAACCACAUCAAGGACGAAAUCCCUGUAUGGAGCGCAACCUCAUGAUGGAGUCUUCAGAAGAGAUGUCGAUCAGUGGUAACACUCUCCUAGGAAACAACUGCAAAGACAUUGUCUUCCGUGAUUCCCAACCAUUCGAGUCACCGCUGUCAGAUGGUCUGGAAGGCAGUGCUCUAAUCUCGGCCGAUGUGCUGAACCGCUCUGCGCGGACUUAUCAUCCUAUACCCUAUGUGCAAAACGCGGUUCACGUAUCCGGGACCAUCCCAAAGCAGCCCAAUGUCCCAGGCAAUGGACACAAGGUUCUCGGAGGAGAGCCAAGGCCAGAGAAAAGGCGAGACAGGCUUUUUGGUGGUAUGUUUCAGCGUGACAGAUCCGCGGAAGGGGGCAUAAGAAAGGGUAUCAAGAGUCUGUUUGAGAAAAAGGGGAAGAGUAGUAAUUGCAGUAACGUGUAUAGGAAUACAAAGGUAACAAGUAACGCAGCAAACGACACAGACUGCCGCGCGGCGUUGCUAGGAAAGUGCAAUGAUGGGAAGUUUCCAAUGAACACUGAAGUUCAAAUAGUGAAUGGGAGCUGCCAAGUCAGGCCAGUGCACCUACAGCAUAGUACCGUCAAAGGAUCCCAAGCACCUCUUCGAGGCAAGGACAUCAAUGACAACUGCAAAGGUGCCGAAGAGAGAGUAUUGCGUCCCACUACUCUACCUCUCUGUGCGUACAUCCAAAGCACGAAGGCUGCCACGUCUAUGGAGGCGCCGCAGAGCGAAAGGUCUACGGACGGAGGUGACGAACACACAUGUACGGAACCUCGCCAGCAAGUGCAAGAACCGGGAACAGUAGAGGUAGGAGAGUGCGCAGAUGCCACGGGACAGGUUACGUCAAGCCGGCCUUUACAAAGAGACAGUGUGUCUGUGUGUGGAAGUGUUGACUCCAGUACGCAGCAGAUCUGCGUAGAAGAGGCCUAGAAAUGGAUGUGAUGUGAUGAUUGUUUUGAUAGUGAAGAUAUACAGGGUCGUAGAAAAAGGCAAACCUAUUUUGCCAAACAUAGUAGAAAGGAUUAUGUGUAGAAAGUUUCCUGGGAAAUCCCUCCGGAUGGGGAACCUCGGCUCAUAAGGAAAAUGUCUGAGCAGGGUUGGGAGCGGAAAACGCAGGAAAUGUUGUUUAUUUUAUGUUGGUGAUGUUUGUAUUAUUUGUUGACUUUGCUGGUGCCCCUCCCUCUCCCUAGUCCAAUCAGCUGUAAUUUGGUUCUUCUAACUUCUGCCCACUUUCUAAUCAGCGCACAGUUACACAUUCUUAUUCGAAAGCCAGUUGGCAAAGGGAACACACUGGAAAUAUGGUGUCAGGAAGAUGUAUUUACACAUAAUGUAAUGUAUGCUUUCUAUGCACACAUAAAUGCAUCUACUUGUUAGCUGUAUUGUGUAGGAGAAUCGUUCUUCCUUACUCCUGCCUUUGGCCCUUUCUCUCCAGGACAACUCAAACUGCAUCUCUAUUUCUUAACCUUGCUCCAUCUACUUUGUGUAGCAAUAGGACAUAAUGCAGUCAUGUAGCAAUUUUUUUUUUUUUUUUCAUUCUAAGGGACCUAUAUGUGUUCAUAACGACAAAAAGUGAAGCAUGAAAAUACCUGUCAAAGUAAAUAAUGUAUAUUUUCUUUACCCUUUUAAGUUUUAAUGCACAAACAACAAGAAUGUUAGAGCACUGCUGUAUUUAUGCCUACCUGAACAACUGGUUUAAAGUAACACCAGACAGAGUUUCACUAAAAUUACAAAUAGCUAGAAAAUGCAAAGGAAAAGAGGUAUAUCAUGCCCGUACACACAAAAAUGCGAGCUGCUGUCAGAAAGAGCACUUGCGAGAAAAGGAUAAAAGUCUCCAGACAACCCCAUGAAAUAGAUGGCACUCAAAUUAUAGUUAUGCCAUUCAACUUUUGUGUAUCUGCAUAGGAGUGCAUUGGAAAAGAAAUUAUAUUUUGAGUAAUGUACGUUCUUUUCACAUCAGUUCCCCGCAACUAAGCAAAAGGUUAAUCCGCCGCUUCAUAAAACGUUAACGGAGCAUGCACAAAACGGUGACGUAUCCUAUCAGGGCUUUGGCGAAAUGCUUUGGUUGUCAUUCGUCGUCUGCUAUCGCUAUGCAUAGUAUCGGGUUGCACAUUUUUGUGGUAUGAGGCAACAUUUCGUGAACCUAUAGAGCGGAAAACUGUUUGAUAAAGAUGGUAGUAGCAUGUUUGUUCAGCAGUUGCAAAAGCAAAGUACAACAAGGGGGAGAAUUUUGGCCUUCUUCAGUUUCCGUGUAAAGCGACUGAGCCCACAGCAGAAGAAGUCCAGUAUUUGCUCUCUGCUCAGGCACGGAACACCAGUAGUAACCUUGAUCCAGCCUUUGAUGACAGCUAAGUACCCCCAUGUAUGAUGGUUGCAUCCCGGACGCUCCGUGAACUUCAGAUUAUGUCCAGUUAACUCUUUAUGACAAACGGAGACAGCACGCGCAUGGUUCUAGUUCACGCCAUUAUUGACAACCACUCCAUUUCGCCAGAUAGCUGUGCGGUGGUGCCUCUCAGCUCUUUCUGAAAAGGCGGAUUGACAUGCCGGGUAAUUUGGCUGUUUCCUCAAACUUUACUGCACCACAGUAGCUCCCUUCUGGGAGGAAUCAAGUACAGUAUGACAUAUAUUUCCUACAUUUAGCAAAAAUGAGCUUCUCCUCUUUUUCUUCUUCUUGUUUUGUUGUUACCAUUUUACAUCUCAGUUCUUUUUUCCUUUUUUUUCAUGACUGCAUAUUAAUUAUGAAAUUAUGAAGUGCAGACUGGUGCUAUGCAGCUGGGCCUUGAUUCUGUACUGACUCCCACAGAGAAGUGAAAAGCUUGUACCGUAGUAACCUAUGGACUGAACUUGGUGCAAAGUUGUAGGCACUCUAUCCUACUGAACUGAAAUUUUCAUUCCAACAUUUCUGUCAGCUUUCAUUGUGGAAACGUCUGAUGGAAUGUCCUGGAAGGGACUAAAUAGAACACACGGCAUAUGAAUGCCACUAUUCUUUGCAUGUGUUCAUGUUAUGUGACAUUUAUUUUAUAGACAUAGAUUCCAAAUGAGAGAGGUAGCAUAUUCUAUGCUCUUCUUUGGUGCUGUGUCUUGCAAAAGAAACAGUUGUCUUCUGAUGUAUCUGAACUCAGUUUAAAUUUUUGUUGUUAGAAGGUCCAGCUGUAUGCAUACCAAGUGUCCAAAAAUAUAGAAGGUGCACACCUGCAACACUUUAAACUUGUUAUUCUCCAGAUAGAGAAGUAGAUUGCAUUUAAGUAAAGUAACAGUUUAAAUGCUGAUUACCUCAUGCUCAUUUGAUCAUUGUUCAAAAGGGAGAAGCCCCGUUGAAUAAGGAUUACAUAAAAGUGUGGUGUCCUCUUUCUUGGAGUUUUGCACUGUACGGCUAGAGUGGCUGCCAUAGACCUGUGGAAUUCGAAAGCUCACCUCUGCCCACUAACAUAAGAUGGAAGUGUAUAAUAAGAUGGCCUAAUAAGCAUGAAUGUAGGGAGGGAGGUGGUAGUAGCUGUAUAUAUGUAUGUAAAAAAGAAUGCUGCACAAAUAUGUUUUUUUUUUAUUUACUUCCAUGCAGGAUGGACGGUUAGAUACAAGAAAGUGCAGGCGGGGUGACCCUUACAAAAACUGCUGCUCCAGAAGUUAGUACAUGAAGGCAAGGGUCAUGCAUAAUAUCGAGCUAUUAUGCAUAUAGUCAAUUAUAGUCGGUUAUAUUUUGGUCAUCACUGUUAAUGGCCGAUGGAGAGAAAUGUCAGAGAAAAAAACAUAUUUCAGGAUACCAGGAGGUGGAUUUCAGGAGGGUGAUAAUAAUCAAGAAUGCAUGUGAAACAUUCUGACUAGUGGUGCAACAACUCGUGAUUUGGAAGCACCUGCAAAAACAAUUGCCGCAUGUCCUAUCACUCACAUUUUCCGAUAUUGUUUUCUUUACUUCACUUUUGUUUUCCUUUAUAAAAUUUCUCAUCCACCAAUACGACUACUAGCAUAGCUAUGUGAGGACCUUAAGAUGCCCUACGAAGUUCACCAGUGACAAUGAAAACUCAAGUUGUAGGAUAUUGUCUGUAACAUAAUGCCAAUUCACGAUCUCAUUGAGUGAGGAUGAAUUACCGGUGGCACGUCAUUAAUCAGACUUGUGUCAAAACACAUCAGCGGUUACAAUUUGGUUUACCUCAUAAACUAUGAACUCUGAUUGGACCUACUGGAUGUACAUUAUGCGCCACAAAAACACUAGCACAUGAUGCCCUUUCACAUGUAAAUUUUGAUUCUGCACUUAACUCGUACUUCCACACUCGAGAUUAUGUGAAAAAAAUGAAUGGUUUACAAAGAGCUUGGGACUGACUCGCCAGCUGAUUUGAGCAUUAGAUGAAAUGUAACAGGUGUUAGUGGUAGCAUAGAAGCAGUUUAUAGAAUUCUUUCAUUCGUGUGAAUGUUGUCCAUCCUGGUUCGCAGACGAGAGUUUUGCACUCCAGCCUGCAGUUGAGGUAGCAUCAUUAGUUUUCAUGCGUGUCAUUCUUCUACUAAAAACGUGUUAGACACCACGACCAUCUCAGUACACUGGUAGACAUGUGUUUUGAUUGGGAGGCGUUAAGAACGAAUCACACUUCAGAAUGGUGUGCUGCAGAAUUCCCUCAUUCAUUGCCCUCCUGUUCAGUAUUGCUGUUUUCGUGCUGGCUGACUUUCGUUGAAAUAUGUAUCUGCCCACAGCAGAGUUAAUUGGAGGUCCUCUGCAUAACCAGAGAAGUGUCCAAAUAACGGAAGGUACUUUGCGUAUUACAGUCCCCCUUUAAGCAUGAACUAAGGAGAUCCUAAUUUUUUGGUAUUUUUAGAAUUGGCGCCAUAACGGAGCAGUUUUAGCACCCAAAUUCUCGUGCCAUACUUAAUGUUUUCUGAACUUCCACUUCCAAAGUGUAGAACAUAAGGUGUCCUUCUGCCCAAUGACACCGCAUCCACCUGUCUAUAAUGAGACCACUUAAGUGAUGUGCUUCUCUUGGUUCUUCAGUCUGGAGGACUUCUAUUGGGGGAAACUGUAUAUAUAGUGAUAUUCGUGGUGGACAAUUGAGUCAACUCCUUAAUCAAUGUGUUCCACACACUGACUCUGCCUUUCUUGUGUCUCACUACAGUGAUACCAAUCCUGAACAUGUUCUCCAUUUAUUUGGUGUGGAGAACCAAGCUGUGAUAAUGCUAAUGAAGGGAAUCAAUGGCCCCCAUUUGUUUACAAGGGCAAUGAGGAAUGCUCAUGUCCGGGUGUUCAUCUCGGUGGCUGAAGAGCAAGCAUGCACAGGCCAUCUUCCACAUGCGCAAGGAAACAAAACAAUUCUGCUGAUGUAUCUUUUUAAUGGAUUGAUGGGUUUUCUGAGUGGGAUUACUGCCCGAAUUGGAAGCAAUGAAACAGUUGUAUAUGCAUUAUAUUUUAGACUGUGCCGGAUUCACCACACUUAUGCUUGCCAUGUACCAAACAUGCCAUGUGCGUAGCUUUCUACAUUAAUUGUAAUAGCUUGUACAGUGUGAUGUACGAGGCAUUUUAUGCUAUGGCAGGCUUGCGCACAUCACAUCAGGUGUGUACUGUGUAUGGGUGACUUCAAGUAAAUAUCAAGGUACUUUGUAUUUCUUUUCAUCAGUGAAGAGCGACCAAGUACUGCGUUGUGGUACAUUGCUUUUUUUUCUGUGCAUUGCGGUCAGGUUACUGAGUGCAGCAGAUUUCAUACAAAGUUUUCCAUUUGGUACGGUAUUAGAGGCCCACUAGCCAAUGAGAUAGAAAUGCAGUUGGUGAUAUCAUGGGACUGGAAAGGCUGUACUAUUAUUCAAAGUUUCAAAUACUAGCUGGAUUACACAAGACUCUUGUGAAUUACAUCAAUCAGAAGAGACAAGGUUUUUCCAGUUCCUCUCAAGGCAGAGCGCUGCACUUGCAAUCUUAAGCAUGCAUGUGUGCAAGUAUGCAAACAUAAAAUUUUUCUUGCAGUGCGAAAUGUGAGGCAAAAGAAACUGGCAAUACUUCUGAUAUAAAGAAGGUUACCAUUUUGUUGGGGAAACAAAGAGUCCAUGCAACAGUAUCUUGAUCGUCACCACUAAGCGAACCAUAGCACGGAAAGAAAGUUUAGCCAUACAGUGCAUAUAUAGGGUCUGACUUUUUUGGGUGAUAACCAAACAUCUACCCAUGAUGGAUUUUGAUAUGGGCCAGAUUCCACGUGAUCCUUCCCAAAUUAUGUAUUGACUGCUGCAGUAUGCAUUUGCUUCAUAUGUUCGCGACACACCUCGCUAUAGUGUUGUACAACACUUUAAGUUGCAUAAUCGAGUCAAUGUACAAAACAUGCAUGCAUUUUCCCACAUGCGCCCAGUGUGGUAUGUGGCUCGGUGCAAUGUCGACUAAAUACCUCUUUUGACUCGAACAUGAUACAUAGCGUGUGAACACACAAGUAUCAACAGAUAUGCAGAAAAGUACAUAUUAUGUAACCCAAAAAGUCCGGCCCUGUGCAUAUUCAGCUGUAUUGGUUCCUUACAAAACGUGCAAGCAUGAAGUGUGUACUGAAGUACUCGUUGCAUGUUAGCGUAUACUGCCUCUAAGUCUUCUGGAAAAUGUCAGAGGUAUCAUUUUGUGAUAGUAGAUAAGCUGCAUGAAACAAUUAUUGGUCGUGUGAGUGAUAGGCAAACGGUUAUAAAAGAAAAUGAAAAAUGUGUUAUCCUCGUGUCUUUUAUCAUAUGCGAAAUAAACCUAAGUUUUGAAAUUUGA